This is a messenger RNA of Mercurialis annua (annual mercury), 1861 nucleotides long. RefSeq names its product cytokinin hydroxylase. The transcript has 5 exons. Bases 68 to 1609 code for a protein of 513 amino acids. The record is from RefSeq and is a predicted model, not a curated record. NCBI's taxonomy places the organism in Eukaryota, Viridiplantae, Streptophyta, Magnoliopsida, Malpighiales, Euphorbiaceae. Gene Ontology annotation, molecular function: oxidoreductase activity, acting on paired donors, with incorporation or reduction of molecular oxygen; monooxygenase activity; heme binding.
CAUUUUUCUCUCAAUCUCCUAAACCAUUAUAAAUCUAGAGAGAGAAAGAGUUAGAGAGAGAGAGAGGAUGAUGAUGGUUAUAACAAGUGUGUUAGUUAUAUUCUUGUCUAUACUGUUUAAAGUUGCAUAUGAUACCAUCUCAUGUUACUUCUUCACUCCCAGACGCAUCAAGAACUUCAUGGAAAAACAAGGAGUGCGUGGUCCUCAACCUCGCCCUCUUACCGGAAACAUCUUAGACAUGGCGUCGUUAGUUUCUCAGUCCACUUCCAAAGACUGUCCUAAUAUCCACCAUGACAUCGUCGGUCGUCUUCUUCCACAUUUCCUCACCUGGUCUAAACAAUACGGGAAAAGGUUUAUAUAUUGGCAUGGGAUUGAGCCGCGCAUGUGCUUGACAGAGACGGAAUUAAUCAAAGAACUGAUGACCAAGUACAGUACUAAAGCUGGUAAAUCAUGGCUGCAACAGCAAGGUUCGAAACAUUUUAUAGGCCGUGGUUUGUUAAUGGCUAACGGUGAUAAUUGGUAUCAUCAACGCCAUAUUGUUGCGCCAGCAUUCAUGGGAGACAGACUCAAGAGCUAUGCGGUGCACAUGGUGGAAUGCACCAAGGGGAUGCUUGAAUCGCUACAAAAUGCUGUAAACUCAGGACAAACUGAGUUUGAGAUAGGUGAACACAUGACUCGACUCACUGCUGAUAUAAUUUCAAGAACAGAGUUCGGUUGCAGUUAUGAGAAAGGGAAGCAAAUAUUUCAUUUAUUAACGGAACUUCAGCGUCACUGUGCUCAAGCUAGCAGGCAUUUAUGCUUUCCUGGUAGCCGAUUUUUUCCUAGUAAGUACAAUAGAGAGAUAAAAUCAUUGAAGAUGGAAGUGGAAGAAUUGCUAAUGGAGAUAAUACAAAGUAGGAAAGAUUGUGUAGAAAUUGGAAGGAGUAGUAGUUAUGGGAAUGAUUUAUUAGGAAUGCUACUAAAUGAGAUGCAAAAUAAAAGAGAAAAUGGGUUCAGUUUGAAUUUUCAAUUGAUAAUGGAUGAAUGCAAAACUUUUUUCUUUGCUGGACAUGAAACUACUGCUCUAUUGCUGACCUGGACAGUCAUGCUUCUUGCUAGCAAUCCUACUUGGCAACAAAGAGUUAGAGAUGAGGUUCUUCAAGUUUGCAAUGGUCAAACUCCCUCCAUUGACCAUCUUCCCAAACUCACCUUGCUAAAUAUGGUGAUAAAUGAAUCACUAAGGCUAUAUCCACCAGCAACAGUACUACCAAGAAUGGCAUUUGAAGACAUAAAACUUGGAGAUCUUCACAUUCCAAAAGGAUUAUCCAUUUGGAUUCCUGUUCUUGCAAUUCAUCACAGUGAAGAAUUAUGGGGAAAAGAUGCAAAUGAAUUCAAUCCCGACAGAUUCGCAUCAAAAACAUUCGCUCCCGGCAGACAUUUUAUGCCAUUUGCAGCCGGACCCCGAAACUGUAUCGGCCAAACUUUUGCCAUGAUGGAAGCAAAAAUAAUUUUAGCCAUGUUGAUUUCUAAAUUUAGCUUCAAUAUUGCAGACACUUAUCGCCAUGCUCCUGUUAUUGUCUUGACCAUUAAACCUAAGUAUGGUGUUCAAGUUUGUCUUAGCCCCCUUUGAUUUCAUAGUAAUCCCAAAAAUAUUUUUGAAGUUAUAGAGGAAGAGAGAGUUUAAUUAGUGGCAUGAGGGAGUCUUGAUUAAUUAGAGUUAAUUGAGCUUACUUUGAUAAAGAUGGUCACAAAUUGUUAUUUUAUUUUGGGGUUUGUAUUAUUUUAGUCAAGAGAUAGACAUGGAAUUAUGCUUUAAGCAUGUAAACAAAGGUGAUAGUUAUUAAUAAUAUAUCAAAGGAAACUUAGACAUUGAUUUGCUUUA